Messenger RNA from Magallana angulata, 1946 nucleotides. RefSeq names its product IgGFc-binding protein-like. NCBI's taxonomy places the organism in Eukaryota, Metazoa, Mollusca, Bivalvia, Ostreida, Ostreidae. Gene Ontology annotation, molecular function: calcium ion binding. The transcript is spliced from 6 exons. The record is from RefSeq and is a predicted model, not a curated record. The coding region runs from base 97 to 1821 and encodes 574 amino acids.
AGAUUUUUGACCAAUCAGAAAAGUUUAUGGUGACUUGCCCGUCUAUAUAAUGGGGAAGAGUGAGCAUUUUUCAAUAGUAACCGGUAGAAGACAACAAUGAUGCUAUAUUCCUUUGUUGGUUUUCUUCUCUUUCUCGAAGUAUCUCUGGCGUUCAAGGAACAAAGGAGAGCUAAAGGAGGGUGCUUUAUUGACCGCCGAUAUUGCUAUAAAGGGAAAAGAUGCAUUAAUUCUGAUGGUUCUAGCUAUUGUUUGUGUUCAUCUGGCUGGGUAGGGACGCAUUGUGACACACAGGAGACAGAGAUGCCCUGCUACAGUAAUCCCUGUCAGAACGGAGGCACGUGCACUGACUCGUCAUCCAAUUCCUACACGUGUUCCUGCUCACCAGGCUGGAUGGGUGAGGACUGCUCAGUAAAAAUUUCUGCUUGCUCUUCUAUGCCGUGUCAAAAUGGAGGGCUAUGUGCUGACGCAGAAAAUUCGUACAUCUGUACGUGCGCCGAAGACUGGUCUGGGCAAGACUGCACAGAUUUUAGAGGAAGUUUUACAAACGAAUAUCUUUUGUUGAUUAUGUGGAACCACUUCUAUGCUGACGAACAUCCAUCCUACGUUUAUCUUACAACCAACUCCCCUACAACUGUUCAGCUCUCUUCUUCUGACAGUCUAGACCCCGCCUUAAAAUCACAAAUCGAUCGCAAUGUUACCUUUACGUCUGAGUUGAAAAUCGUUUUGCCGCCAGAACUGCAAGGGCAAAUACUUCAAAAAGAGGCAAAAGCCGUGCGUAUCAAAUCUACUGAGCCAGUUAGCGUGGUGCUCUUUGACAACGACUACCAUUCCUCUGACGACAGUUCGAUGAUUUUGCCCACAGAGAAGCUUUCUACAUCUUAUACGGUGGUCUCCACUCAACCACUACGCCCUCGAUUUCCUGUGUACUCUAGCGUGUAUGCCAUUGCUUCUCUGAAUGAUGACACAACCGUUACAAUUAAAUUCAAGUUACUGAACAACUCAUCCCCUAUUACUAUCAACGGGAAAAAUUACAGCGAUUCGGACACUUUGGAAAUGUCUCUGAAUAAGCUCGAGACUUUUCAAGUUGGACACAAUACAGAUCUGACAGGAACAACUAUUGAAUCUUCUCAACCAGUAGCGGUUUUCUCCGGAAACAGAUGCAAUAUGUUUCCCGGAUCAAUGACUUGUAGUCAUAUGAUGGAACAACUCCCACCCACUGCCGAGUGGGAAAAUUUCUUUAUUGUCCCCGCGGACAUCAACAGUAAUGGCUCACUGAUCCGUAUCCUUUCAGCAUAUAAUACAACGAUUACUAUUAUAAAAGGGUCCCAAACAAUUACACAGGAUGUCAUUAAAGGCAUACCAUACGACAUAAACUCAACAAUAAGCGAAACCGUUGUCAUUGAAAGUAGCAAUAGUUCGCUAAUGGUAACUAAUUUUGUAAGAGGGAAUUACGUUGAUGCGAAUACAGCCGACCCGUACAUGAUUGUUGUCCCGGGGUACUACAGCUACAAACCCCAGUAUAAGGUGGUGAUCCCAGACGGGUACCCACAGAAUUUCAUCACUGUAAUUGCCUUCAAAGAUGUGGCACAGAGUGUUCUAAUAAAUGGGCAAAAUGUCGACCCGAGCAUGAUAAUUGUACAAGAAAACAUCGUGAUAGUCGGCAUUUCGUAUGAUGUUAUCACUCUUGAGGUUUCUCCAGGAUCAAUAGAAAUCAAGCAUUCGUCUCCCUUUGGUUUGGUCGUCAAUGGCUACAGGUCUCUCGAUUCUUAUGGAUUUGUAGGAAACAUCUAUAACGUCGGAAACUACCCUGUUUUAGGUUAAGAGAAAGAACAGAAUAUCUAUGCAAUAAGCCUUAAAUGUAUUGUUUUCCUCUUUAGGUUAAGAGAAAGCACAGGGUAUCUUUAUAAUAAGUCUUAAAUGUAUUGUUUUCCUCUCCAAAUAAAUCU